Messenger RNA from Tetrahymena thermophila SB210, 6447 nucleotides. Its product is annotated as REJ domain protein. The transcript has 9 exons. The record is from RefSeq and is a predicted model, not a curated record. Lineage: Eukaryota; Ciliophora; Oligohymenophorea; Hymenostomatida; Tetrahymenidae.
AUGUUUUAGGACUUAGGAUAUUUAAAGAAGUGCGUAUUUAAUAUUUACUUGUUUUUAAUAGAAAUAAAUUGCCUUAGAGAGGUAAAUAUAAAUCUGAAAUAUAUUCAGUUUAAAUAUAUAUUAUUUAUUAAUUAAAUAAAUUAAUUAAAAAGGUAAUAAUAAAAAAAAGUUUAGAUGCAUAAAAAGAAAGAGCUUAAAAAAUACAAUCUGCUUUAAAAGUUUUUUUAUCCACUUUUGCUGAUAAGUUUAGCGGGUCGUGCAGAAAUAGUGAUAGACUUUAUUAAUCAUCAACCAUUAGUUUUUACUUACUCAUCAUUUACUAUCGACUCAACCUAUUUUUGUAGAAGCAAUAAACAUAUCACUGCAAAUUCUGAUACAAUAUAAUUUGAAACCAUACUUACGAAAAUUCCUUCUAUUACAUAUUUGCGUCACACCAUAGUGUUCAGAUCAGAUAAAAUGUUAUAACCAUUAAUUACAGCUAUCGGUGAUGGAGAAACUGCUGUAAGAAAUCUUUAUUAUUCUACUUAUAGUGAUUGCUAAGUACAAAGUGAUUAAGAUAAGUAUAAAUAUAUACAUACUAUGGAUAGUCCUAUACGUUUUAGUGGACCAUAAAAUAAGCUUACUAUUAAACUUUAUGCCGAUUAACUUACAGGAGCUUAAAUCUAUGAUUUUAAAAUAUUGCUUGAUCUUUAUUAUUGUCAAGAAGGGUGUUAUUAAUGUAGUGAUUUACUAAAUUGUUCCAAAGACUCUUGCGUGCCUGGAUUCACAUUUAUGAGUUCUAGUUAUUACAAGGCUAAUUAAUAAAUUUGCAAUAGAAAUUGCCCAUAAGGAUAUUAUACUCGUUUUCGUUCUGAAGAUCCUAUAGUAUAAGAUUGCGCUGUUUGUAGUAUUAUCAAUUGCUUAUAGUGUGGCAAUAAAAAUACUUGCAUCUAAUGUAUUGAUGGAUAUUAAUUUGAUCCUCAAUAAAUCAUGUGUGUUCGAGCAUGUACUGAAGGAUGCUCUAAUUGUAGCUAAAAUAUAUAAAGCUGUACUUAAUGUAUUAGUGGAUACACUCAGAAGACGAAACCAAAUGAUAGCACCCUACAGUACUGCUAAAAAAAUUGCUCAAUUGGAUAGUACAAUUUCGUGACUAAUGAUACUACCAUGUCGUAAGAGUGCAGAUCUUGUAUUGCUAAUUGCUAAAGCUGUACUAAAUCUGAUGACUGUACUAACUGCUAGACUGGAUAUGGAUAUAAUUCUCAAUAAUAAUAAUGCGCACAAUGCUAUCAAGGAUGUUCUAAUUGUGAUUAAAAUUUAAGUUGUAUUCAAUGCAUUAGUGGAUAUACUUAAACUACAAACCCAAAUAAUAAUUCAUAACAAUAUUGCAAAAUGAAUUGCCCAGCAGGAUAAUUCACCUUUAUUAAUUGGUAAACCAUGGCCUAGCAGUGCAAACCCUGUAUAGCAAAUUGCACAUCAUGUUUUUAAGAUAAAUAAUGUGACACUUGUACAGUAAAUUAUGAAUUUAUUCAAUAAGUAUAUUAAUGUAAAGCUAUAUGCUAAAAUAAUUAAUAUAGAGAUUCAACUCUAUAUAAUUGCACUAAUUGUGUUAACAAUUGUCUUUAAUGUGUAGAUGGAUAAAGUUGCAGUUAGUGCUAAAGUAAUUAUGAGUAUGUUAGUGAAGUAAAUUUGUGCCUAGUUAUUUGCAAUUAGAAUUAAUAUAGAAACCCACAAAAUAACUAUUUAUGUGCUGAUUGCAUUGAUAAUUGCGUAUCCUGUACUAAUGGAUAAAGCUGUACUACUUGUACAUAGGAUCAUGAGUAUGUCUCAUAAGUAAAUAAAUGCUUGCAAGUUUGUUCAUAAAAUUAAUUUAGAGAUUCCACUUAAAAUUAUCUAUGUAAAAAUUGUCAUUCAUCAUGCUAAUCAUGCACUGGACCAGCUUAAAGCUAAUGUAGUAGCUGUUAUUAAGGAUGGUAUUAACUUGGAUAAUAUUGCUAUCAGUGGUGUCCGAAUAAUUACAAAGAAGAUUCAACUUUGUGGUAAUGUGUUUAAUGCUAAGAAUACAUAAAACCAGAUUGCUAAGCAUGUGCUAAUACAUGUAAAUCUUGUUAAUACAAGUAAAGUAGCAAAUGCUUAGACUGCUAUGAUUCUAUGGAAAUGUUAGGGAGUAAAUGUGUCUGCAAAAAUCGUAUUGAUAAUAGAGAUAUUUUCUAUCAAUGUAGUUAUAAUAAAAUUGCUGUUUUACAAGCUACUUUAGCUAUUGAUUCUCCUACUUUGAUUAUUGAAUUUGGUGUUGCUUUGACAUAAAUUUAAAACUUUUAAUGUAAUAAUAUAUUUCAAGAUAGUACUCUUCAACUUCUUGGCACUCUUCCAAAUUGCUCUAUACAAGAUACAUAAAUCAAAAUUUUACUAAGUAACGAUGCUUAAAUAAUGGAAAACGAUAAUCUCUCAUUCAUUCCAAAUGUUCUGAGUUAUUAAAUUAGUAACAAUUUCUAAAUAGACACGUUUUACUUGACCAAAGUUAAGCAGUAAAGGAGUGAUACUCAACAGCCUUAAGUUACUAUUUAAUUCAGUAAAACUCAAAAUACUUGCUAUGACAUCGUUUUUUCAGUAGCAGAUAUAAUAAACGAUGCUUAAAGAGGGUUCAAAAGCUUCACUUGGAGUAUAUAAUCUUCGCCUAGCUUAGAUUAAAACAGUCUUUAAGCAGUCGAUAGCAUAGUCUCGAAUGCUAACAGUUAAAAGAGUAUCUCUUUAGUCAUUCUAAAGCAACUUAUUCCUGCAAACACAAAAAUUACUGCUGUUUUCUAAUAUUUACUUAAAGUGAAUUCUUCAUAAAAUUAAUAAUUCUAAACACUCUUUAUCAGAUAAAAAGAUUUAAUUAUUAAAUUAGAAACAUAAAGCUAUCCAAUUUAUAGAUUCAUGGAUUUACGAGUUUAUAUAUCUUUCUAUGUGCAAAUAUGUGAUUAGAGUGGACCAAUAAUUACUAAUGAACCUCUUAACAUACAGAUAAACUCUAAUAGUGUACCUAAGCUGAAUUAAAACAUAACACAAUUUAAAUAUAAUUAGACAUUAGUUUUAGUCGAAAAAUAUUCAAUUCCUCAUUAAACCGUUUUUGAUUUAAAUGUAAAUGCCUCUCUAGUCAGUGAUAAAUAGAUUACUAAUUUAAAAACUUAAACUAUUACACCUAACAUAUCUGAUUUAUUUAUUUAGAUUGUUGGUGGUUAAAAAGGAAUAUUUGGCUUCAAACAGCCCUUAAAUUUAACUGGAUUAGCAAGAGAUUUUGAGCUAGAAGACCAAAACUAAGAUUAACAAAUUAAUUUAAAGUGGGAUUGUGUUUCCCUUACAUCUAAUCAAAAUGAUAAUAAGUGCUAUGACUACAAUAACCACCCUCUUAUUUUACAGCAAAAUGUUCCUACUAUUUCGAUACCAGGUUCUACCUUUAGCCCUUACUAAUCUCUUUUAUUUACUUUUACAGGAACCAAAGAUUCCCGUUAGAAAUUAUAAUCAACUAUAAUCAUCUUAUCAGAAACUGAUAUACCUAUUUUAAUUGUUAAAUUUUAAGAUUAAUCUUAGUUAAUAUAAGUCAACAUUAAUUAAGAUAUCGAUGCAACUCUCAUAUAUGGAAGUAAUGUUUCAUCUGACUUGUUAAGCUAUGCUGGUGCAAUACUUUAUAAUAAUUUAGUAGUAGGAGCUAUAAAAUUUGAUUACUAUAAAGUGAGGUUUAGAAUUUGGGAUUAUUUCGUAAAUAUUCUUCCUUCAAAUGCUAUUGUAUAAGUUAGAUUCAGUGCAUACAAUCCUUAUUACAUAAUGCCUAGUUUAAGUAUUACUAACUUUAAUAUAAAUUUACCACCUAAAAAUUGUGUACUAUCUGCAAACACUUCUAAUGGAUAAGCUCUAUAAACAAUUUUUUAAAUCAAAAUGUCUGGUUGCACUUCAGCUAAUACUCCUAUAUCUUAUUAAUUCUUUUACUACCUUAAUGAUACUGAUUAUUAAUAAGAAUAAAUAUCCCCAAAUUAUAUUCUAAGAAGGUAAAUAAUGGAUUAAAGCUUAUAAAACGAAUUUUAUACUAUCCUCCCUUCAGGUAAUUUAACAUUAAUGGUUUAGGCUAUAGAUAACUUUUUAGCUGUUUAUAAUACCACCAUAUCAGUAAACAUAUAACCAUUUGCUCAAAAUGAAAGUUAAAUCAAUAAUAUUAUCGAUUAAGCUUUAAAAAUAGAUAGUAGUUAAACAACUUCUUAAAAUAUCUUAAAUCUGUGUGUCAUAGGAGAAGAAAUAUCUAAGAACUAUCCAAUUUAUAACCUUGAUUCAAUGAAUACUAAAAAAUCUGAUCUCAUAUAAUUAAUAUUGAGCUAAGUUAAUUCUCUACCUAAUUCAUCUUUACUACCAACAUAUGCAAACAAAAUAAUUGCCAAACUGUAAUAAUCUAUAACUAAUUAAUAAGAAGAUUAGACCAUUCCUAUUUUAAAUUAACUAAAUACAAUUCUAUAAAAUUAAUAAUCUUUAAUUAGUUAGAAUAAUAUGUUUAUGAAUAACAACAAUGUUUUUCUUCAAAAUUUAGUAGACUCUUUUAAAGUGUUAAAUUCGACGACUUAAACUUUCUCUAAUAAUUUGAUAUCUCAACAAAUGAAUAUAUCAGACUAAAUAUGCAGUUACCUAAGCAAAGCAACUCUACCUAAUUAAGGAGGAGUAUAGCUGUAAGGUAAUUUAAUAUCACUUGAUUGCUAAUAAAUUACUUCAAAAAACCUUAAGUAAGUUAUGUUUGAUCAUUAGGAUUCCCAAGCAACAAAUAUCUAUUAUUUAGGUUAGACUACUUACUCUCGAAAUCCCUUCGAAUAAACAUCUGAAUUCUAGAAUUAUGUCAAAAAAUUAAAAUAAGUAAACUCAAGCAUAAUAAUUACUUAGAAUCUAGUCAUAAAAUAUUCUUUAGAUUUAGUAAAUGCAAGCUCAAAUAGACUAUUAUACCAAUAAGGUUCUAACUUUGAACAAAUGAGCCAUAUGCGUAGUUAUAGAAAAUUAGUAAACAUUAAGGAAAAUUAAAAGGAUAAUUAAUAAAAUGUUUAUAUGUUUAAAUUUUAAGACCUAUAACCCUCUCCUAACAAUUAAACAUGUCUCUAAAUGCAAUAAUCAUAGGCUUGGUCUUCUCAUGGAUGUAACUAUGUAAAAAAGAAUAGUAAAUACUUUUGCUACUGUAAUAGUACAAAUCCUACAACUGUGACUGAUGAUCUAGAAUCAUUACUUAUUAAUAAAAAUGUAAAAGAAGCUUUUAGUUCAGAUGGAUUAAAUAACAUUACUCAUUUUGAUAAAUUUUAUUAAUAUGCUCUUGUUUGGACUCUAUGUACUAUAUCAUUGUUAUAAUUUGGUUUAUAUAAAUAUGGUAGAAACCUAGACAAAAAAUUUAACAAAACUACUAUCUCAUAGAUUACGUCUAUGGAAUCGGAAUAAUAAAAUCCUCCUAUUAGUGAAAAGAAUUAGACACCAAGUUUGCAAAUAUAAAGUAUCUAAGAAUUUAAUGGUGUUAUUUAGUAAGCUAAAAUAUAAGAUUAGCAAGGUAUAAUAAAUUCUAAUAAUCAAACAAGAAGAAAAAGACAAAGGUUUAUAAAUACUUAAACAGUUUUUAAAAAUGAAAAAAUUGAAUCAAAGUGUAUGGACCUUUUAAAAUUAGAAAAUUAAAUAUCAACUAAGUAGCCAAGCUUGUUGAAAAAUCUUGAAAAUUAACCACUUUAACUUGAGGAAUAUGUCUAAUCAGAAUAGAUUUAAGAGUUUAAGUAGCCAAACAUUUAAUAUGAAAAACUAAAUUAAGGUUAAUUAAUAGCUUUUUAAGAAGUAUAAUAAGACAAUUCAAAUAAGAUGACUGUUAGUACAUUUUAAUAUUAGAGUAGCAAAAUUAAUUUAGUUAAUGAAGAUCUUAAAUUAAAGGAAAAUGAAAUUUAAACUAUAGAAAAACUUAAAAAAUUGUCUCUUUUAGUUUAAUUUAAAGUGUUUCACGCCUACUUUAAUACAAUUUAUACAUAUGAGCCAUCUCUUUCAAGAGCAAUUAGAUUCAAUAUUAUUUACUUGAGGGUAGUCCACUCUUUAUGUCUGUCAACAGUAUUUGAUGAAAGUUAUAAUGCUAUUUAAAAAAUAAUAAUUUCAAUAGUUAGCUCAAUAAUAGUUGAAGUUGGAGUUUUCUUAAUAACGAUAGCGCAUAAAAUAACAAGAAUAGGUCAAAAGUUAUCUACCCUUUUUAUGGUAUGUUUAUUAUUAUUUUAUAUUUAUGUCAUUUUAGCUGUAAUAAGUAACGAAGAACCAAGUUAUGCUAAUUCAAAAUAUGCUUAAUUCUUUUUAGUAAUAGGAGUUGACUUUAUCUUUGUUUAGUCAAUGUUGGCACUUUUUAAGAUAACUAUAUUAAAAAAUUCAUAAAAGAAUAUUAUAUUCUAUAAAUUGUAUGCUAUUUUCGGUUUAGGCAAAGUUGUUUCAAGCUUAACUAUCUGA